Messenger RNA from Chinchilla lanigera (long-tailed chinchilla), 3353 nucleotides. RefSeq names its product mediator complex subunit 15 (gene Med15). NCBI's taxonomy places the organism in Eukaryota, Metazoa, Chordata, Mammalia, Rodentia, Chinchillidae. Gene Ontology annotation, biological process: regulation of DNA-templated transcription. The record is from RefSeq and is a predicted model, not a curated record. The transcript is spliced from 18 exons. Gene Ontology annotation, molecular function: transcription coregulator activity. The coding region runs from base 98 to 2434 and encodes 778 amino acids.
CCAAGGAACCGUGGAAGGCUUCCGGGUUUGGGCCUGGUUGUAGUAGAGGCGGCGGUGGCCGAGUGGGACGGGGAGCAGCUGGAGCUGGACUACCGGCAUGGACGUUUCGGGGCAGGAGACUGACUGGCGGAGCGCCGCUUUCAGACAGAAGCUGGUCAGUCAAAUCGAGGAUGCCAUGAGGAAAGCUGGAGUGGCCCACAGUAAAUCUAGCAAGGAUAUGGAGAGCCAUGUGUUCCUGAAGGCCAAGACCCGGGACGAAUAUCUUUCCCUUGUGGCCAGGCUCAUUAUCCAUUUUCGAGACAUUCAUAACAAGAAAUCUCAAGCUUCUGUCAGUGACCCUAUGAACGCGCUGCAGAGCCUGACCGGUGGACCUGCCGCAGGAGCAGCUGGAAUUGGCAUGCCUCCUCGGGGCCCAGGACAAGCCCUAGGUGGGAUGGGUGGCAUUAGUGCCAUGGGGCAGCCAAUGCCCCUCACUGCGCAGCCACCCCCUGGGACCUCUGGAAUGACACCUCAUGGCAUGACUGUAGUGUCCACGGCAACUCCACAGACCCAGUUGCAGCUCCAGCAGGUGGCACUGCAGCAGCAACAGCAGCAGCAGCAGCAGUUCCAGCAGCAGCAGGCGGCACUACAGCAGCAGCAGCAACAGCAGCAGCAGCAGCAAUUCCAGGCACAGCAGAAUGCCAUGCAGCAGCAGUUCCAGGCUGUGGUGCAGCAACAGCAACAGCUGCAGCAGCAGCAGCAACAACAGCAACAGCACCUCAUUAAAUUGCAUCAUCAAAACCAACAACAGAUACAGCAGCAGCAACAGCAGCUGCAGAGGAUGGCACAGUUGCAGCUGCAGCAACAACAGCAGCAGCAGCAACAGCAGCAGCAACAGGCUUUGCAGGCCCAGCCACCAAUACAACAGCCACCCUUGCAGCAGCCACAGCCUCCCCCCUCCCAGGCCCUGCCCCAGCAGCUGCCACAGAUGCAUCACCCACAGCACCACCAGCCUCCGCCACAGGCACAGCAGCCCCCAGUGGCUCAGAACCAACCAUCACAACUCCCGCCACAGUCACAGAGCCAGCCUUUGGUGUCACAGGCUCAAGCCCUUCCUGGACAGAUGUUGUAUGCCCAACCGCAGCUGAAAUUCGUCCGAGCUCCGAUGGUGGUCCAGCAGCCGCAGGUACAGCCUCAGGUACAGCAGCAGCCAGCGGUGCAGACAGCACAAGCUGCCCAGAUGGUGGCUUCUGGAGUCCAGGUCAGCCAGAGUGGCCUCACUAUGCUGUCUUCACCAUCACCUGGCCAGCAGGUGCAGACUCCACAGUCUAUGCCCCCUCCCCCGCAGCCAUCCCCACAGCCCAGCUCACAGCCCAACUCAAAUGUCAGCUCCGGUCCUGCCCCAUCCCCCAGCAGCUUCCUGCCUAGCCCCUCACCUCAGCCUUCCCAGAGCCCAGUGACAGCACGCACCCCACAGAACUUCAGCGUCCCCUCUCCUGGACCAUUAAAUACCCCUGUGAACCCCAGCUCUGUCAUGAGCCCGGCAGGCUCCAGCCAAGCUGAGGAGCAGCAGUACCUGGAUAAGCUGAAGCAGCUAUCUAAGUACAUCGAGCCCCUGCGCCGCAUGAUCAACAAGAUUGACAAGAAUGAAGACAGGAAAAAGGACCUGAGUAAGAUGAAGAGUCUUCUGGACAUUCUGACUGAUCCCUCAAAGCGAUGUCCCCUGAAAACCCUGCAGAAGUGUGAGAUCGCCCUGGAGAAACUCAAGAAUGACAUGGCGGUGAUGCCUCUGGCAGCCCAAAACCAAGCCCUGCCCUGGGAAGGAUACCUGGGCGGGAAUAAGGCUGCAGGGGUUAGAGCUGUGUCCAGUCUCAGUCAAGGUGGAGGCCAUGCUCCCACACCCCCACCACCAGUGCUAUCGACCAAGCAGCAGGACCUAUGCCAGCCCCUCCUGGAUGCUGUCCUGGCCAACAUCCGCUCGCCUGUCUUCAAUCAUUCCCUGUACCGCACAUUUGUGCCGGCCAUGACAGCCAUCCACGGCCCUCCUAUCACGGCCCCAGUGGUGAGUACCCGGAAGCGCCGGUUUGAGGAGGAUGAACGGCAAAGCAUCCCCAAUGUGCUGCAAGGGGAGGUGGCCAGAUUAGACCCCAAAUUCCUGGUGAACUUAGACCCUUCUCACUGCAGUAAUAAUGGCACCGUCCACCUGAUAUGCAAGCUGGAUGACAAGGACCUCCCAAGUGUGCCACCCCUGGAGCUCAGCGUGCCUGCUGACUACCCUGCCCAGAGCCCGCUGUGGAUUGACCGGCAGUGGCAGUACGAUGCCAACCCCUUUCUGCAGUCUGUACACCGGUGCAUGACCUCCAGGCUGCUGCAGCUCCCCGACAAGCACUCGGUCACAGCCCUGCUCAACACCUGGGCACAGAGCAUCCACCAGGCCUGCCUCUCGGCCGCCUAGCCAGGAACAACAGGGACAAACAAUAGCCUCGUCCAUUCUGUGGAUCCACGCCUCAUAUUGGACCUUUCUAGGUGUUGGGUUCCUUAGAGAGCCUGGGGUUAGGUAGCUUUCCUGCUUUUCUCUUCUGCCUUGGGGUCUCCCCAUACUUGUACAGUUCUGGGCCAGCUGGCUGUGAAGCUGACUACGCGGGGAAGGCACAGGGAGGGGCCUUCCUAGAGAAGAUUCUCCGUUCAGCACCCUCCAGGGAAUCAGACCCACAGGCCACGUUCCCUGUGGCUCCCUGCUCAGGCUCCAGGCUCCCUGUCCACUCUUCAGCAGCAUGAGGGAGAACUCAGGGUCUCAUCCAAGAAUCUUGUGAAUUAGCAUACAUUCUACUCGUUUCCAUAGGAGGACGUGGAAGAGGACAUAGGAAAUCCUGACAACACAACUCUCUGAUGAGUGUUGGGUUCAGGCCAUGCUGCUUGCGGCAUGUGAAACAGCCCAGAGGUGCUCUGGGACUUGCGUCCCAGGCUCCAUUUCAGAGGGAAGGCCAGCCUCUGGGCAGCAAGGAGUCCCUGGUCACAGGUGGGAAUCAGGCUGUGUGCUGUGAGGGACCAGGGGCGGGAGGGUCAAACGAGCCUGUCCCGGGUACACCUGUGUCCCUUUUGGCCAAUGGUGCCAAGUUCCCACUGUGAGGGAUGAAGACUGACCAGCUGGAUACUGUCUUGGGACCAGGCAUCCCUGGAACACCCUGUUCUGUGCAUCACCCUAGAGAGUGUGGACACCCUGUGGGAUGCAGCUACCCGGCAUCUCUGUGCUGCGUGCCGCACCGAGCAGCAGCCAGCAGUCCUCUGGUGACAAGAACUUCCCUUUUUAUAUGUGCACUACCCUGUCCUAUGUGGUUCAUAUAAUAAAUUUAUUAUUCCUGUGUUUGUCAGGA